Molecule: messenger RNA, 1449 nt
Organism: Hyposmocoma kahamanoa
Lineage: Eukaryota; Metazoa; Arthropoda; Insecta; Lepidoptera; Cosmopterigidae
Product: calphotin-like
Exons: 2
Coding region: 34-1278 (414 amino acids)
Source: RefSeq, a predicted model, not a curated record
UUACCCUUUGAGCUGAAAACAACACAGACCACAAUGUUUAAGCUGGUGGUGUUGUCCUCCGUGUUGGCCAUGGCGGCCUCCAGCGCUAUAGCUCCGUGGGGCUUGGGUCUUGGCUGGGCUGGUGCGCAUUUAGGUAUUGCCGCCCCACUCGCUGCGGCGCCCGUUGCCUGGGGUGCGCCCGCACUAGCAGCUUACAACUACCGCGGACCUCUGUCGCUCGCUCCAGGUCAGCCCGCCAAUAUUUUGGCUGCUGACGGCAGGCCUCUUGACACUCUCAGUGUGAACUUGGACCGCGCUGCUCACUACACCGCGAGAGCCGUCGACGGUCACGGUUUGCACGUUCUUAAGAAGCGUUCCGCUCCCCUGCUAGCGCCCGCCGCCGCAUGGUCACACACCGCCCGUUUUGACCUACCUGCUGCCCGCCUGAUCGCCCCCGCUGUGGCUGCGCCCCUGGUUGCUCCAUUGGGCGCUCCUCUCGCAGCGCCCCUUGGACUCGGUUGGCGCGCCCCAGUUGCUCCCCUCGGAUUAGGCUUCGGCCAUGCCGCUGCCUAUGGUCAUUGGUGUCGUUCCUCAACAACACAGACCACAAUGUUGAAGCUGGUGGUGUUGUGCGCUGUCGUAGCCGCUGUGGUUGCCGAGCCUGGGGUAUUAUUGGCAACACCGGUUAUUGCGCCAAUCACAUACUCGUCUGUCGUGGCACCUGCCACUACCACUAUCACCAAGCAGGCCAGCAGCGUCGUGCAUCCCUCGCCCUACCACUACUCCAUCCCCUUGACAUACACACACUUCAUCAAGAAACGCUCCGCCCCUCUGACUCUCGCAACGAGCUACUACGCGCCUUCUACAUACAUCGCCGCUACUCGGUAUCUGACCCCGGGUUACACAUCACCUAUAGUCCACUCUGCUUAUGUGGCCCCCGCUCCGUUGACUUACACAAAUGCUUUACAUCUCAUCAAGAAACGAUCAGUGAGCUACGCUCUCCCAUCCAUCUACAUUACGCCGACCACGUACGCCGCUGCUCCUCUGCUGUCCACGUAUACUGCUGGAGCACACAUUAUUCCUGCUACGCCUGUUAUCGCAGCUGCUCCCGUAGCCUACUCGCACUUGAUCAAGAAACGUUCCGCACCUUUGAUUGCCAGUGCCUACAUUGCCCCUACUUCCUACUCUACCCAGUCUAGAGUAGACGUACACUCAUCUCCUCUCAUUACUUCGUACUCUUAUGCUGCUCCUCUCACUUACUCUAGUCCGUUAUUUACUCCCUUCUACUACAAAAAGUAAAAGCUCUAAUUCGACGAGAACUAUGCAAAGUUAAAGGAGAUUACUACAAGACUGGAAACAUUAAAAAUAUUCUUAAUAUUAUGUAGCAAACUAUUAUGAUGUAUAUACUAAACGACAUUUAAAUCUAAUACCUUAUUUCUUGUGAAAGUCAACUGCAAUAAAAUAUAUACU